UUUGAUAAUUGUAGUAUCGAGAUCUACAAGCAUAACAAAGAAGAACGGAUAGCAAGAACUUGGGGCACUACUGCCCCAGGUCUUCCUUAUGCGGAUGAAGCUAUAACGCAUUCUGGAAACUGGCUUAUUGGUGGUGAUUUGGAAGUUUUUGAACCAAUCAAAUACCAUGAUGGUCUCGACAGUUUCCGUCUUUCACCUGCUGAACUUCGUGAUGAAUUUACAAGGCGUAAUGCAGAUGCAGUUUUUGCUUUUCAACUGAGAAACCCCGUGCAUAAUGGCCAUGCAUUACUGAUGAAUGACACACGUGGGCGACUUCUCGAAAUGGGAUAUAAGAACCCUGUCCUUUUGCUUCAUCCUCUUGGAGGUUACACAAAGGAAGAUGAUGUUCCACUUCAUUGGAGAAUGAAGCAACAUGAAAAGGUUCUCGAAGAUGGGGUGCUUGAUCCAGAGACAACUGUGCUUUCUAUAUUCCCAUCGCCCAUGCAUUAUGCUGGUCCAACCGAGGUGCAAUGGCAUGCAAAGGCUCGCAUCAAUGCAGGUGCUAACUUUUAUAUCGUGGGACGAGAUCCAGCCGGAAUGGCUCAUCCUCUGGAGAAGAGAGAUCUGUAUGAUGCUGAUCACGGCAAGAAAGUCCUCAGUAUGGCUCCGGGACUAGAACGGCUGAAUAUCUUACCUUUCAAGGUGGCUGCAUAUGACAAGACUAAGAAUGGAAUGGCUUUCUUCGACCCCUCUAGGCCUCAAGAUUUUAUCUUCAUUUCAGGCACCAAG
Messenger RNA from Capsicum annuum, 768 nucleotides. RefSeq names its product ATP sulfurylase 1, chloroplastic-like. The record is from RefSeq and is a predicted model, not a curated record. Gene Ontology annotation, molecular function: sulfate adenylyltransferase (ATP) activity; adenylylsulfate kinase activity. Lineage: Eukaryota; Viridiplantae; Streptophyta; Magnoliopsida; Solanales; Solanaceae. Gene Ontology annotation, biological process: sulfate assimilation.